This is a messenger RNA of Oryzias melastigma (Indian medaka), 3019 nucleotides long. It is a transcript of the gene dzip1, whose product is annotated as DAZ interacting zinc finger protein 1. Lineage: Eukaryota; Metazoa; Chordata; Actinopteri; Beloniformes; Adrianichthyidae. The transcript has 19 exons. The record is from RefSeq and is a predicted model, not a curated record. Gene Ontology annotation, cellular component: cytoplasm; ciliary basal body. Gene Ontology annotation, biological process: cilium assembly. Bases 267 to 2852 code for a protein of 861 amino acids.
GCUUUGUACCGGUCUGUUUUUCUUCGUGAAGGGAUUUAGGAAUGUGGAGCCCAGCGGCUACGUCACCCUCAAAUCCACCGGGGGUAACGUCGACUUAAAUAACUUUUUUUGAAGGACUGAAUGUUGGCAGAACCACGAAGAAAGGACGCUCGCCUCGUCUCCAUGGUUACGCGGCGGACGCCCUGCCUCGACGUUCACGCUUUGAGCUGCCUGCGACUGCGGGAGGGGGCGGAACCGGAGCGGGAGGACGGGGGAACCAGUCGAAGAUGCCUUUUCAUGGCGGAGUGUACUACCCCUACACCGGUGACACCCAGGGGACCCAUUCAUCCGCGGGGAUCCCCUCCCUGCUGAACUCUCCGCUCAGCCAGCCCUCAGCACCAGGCAUGACUCCGUCCAGCGGCGUCUCCUCCAUCCUCCCCUUCAAGUUCCGCCCGCGCAGGGAGAGCGUGGACUGGCGGCGCAUCAACGCGGUGGACAUCGACUCGGUGGUGAGCCGGCUGGACGUGGACGCCCUGCAGGAGCACGUCAGCACGGUGACCUUCUGCAGCCUGGACGGCGAGCGGUGCCAGCGCUGCCAGAGCCCCGUGGACCCGGCUCUGGUCAAGCUCCUGCAGCUGGCCCAGCUCACCGUGGAGUGGCUCCUGCACUGUCAGGACUUCCUGAGCUUGAGCCUGCGGGCGGCCGAGGAGAGGAUGGCGGCGGCCGGCAAGGAGCGAGAGGAGCUCCUGGAGCAGAUGAGGAAGCAGGAGGAGAAGGUGAAGAAUCUGACCACCGAGCUCAAGCAGCGGAAGAAGGUCAUCCGCACCCAGCAGUCGCUCCUCACGCCGCGAAUCAUCAGCAGCCACAAGUGCGCUCACUGCGAUAAAAGCUUCCUGAACUCCGCCUUCCUCACCAACCACAUGCAGCGCCGACACCCGGACGAGCACCACGCACAGCUGCAGUCGGACUCUGACAAGAAAUCCCAGAUCGAGAGUCUGAAGCUGGAGAUCGGCGCCCUGAAGGAGCAGAUCGCUCAGCAGCAGCAGGCGCUGGCGGCCAAAACCGUCCAGGAAAAGGAGCAGGAGUCCGUUCAGAGAGACCUGCUGAGGGAGCUGGACCGCAUGGACAAGAAGAUCGAGGACAGCCGGGACGGCAUCCGCCGGGAGAUGGAGCUGCUUUACAGCCGGAACAUUCAAGCUCUCAACGAGGUCAACCAGAACCAGAGUAAGCAGGAGAAGCAGGGCGCCCCCGCCAACCCACAGCCUGAGAGAGAUGUGGACGUUUUCAGGGAGAUGCAGCUGCAGCAGAUGAAGAAGCAGGAGAAGAAGUGGGAAUCCAGGCUGCAGGAAAUGAAGGCUGAGCACGAUUUUGAGAGGAAACAGCUGCUGGACGAGCUGAGCCGGGUGCGGCUGUCUGUGUUGGAGCAGCAGGAGGUCAGCCAGAGGCUGCAGCAGGAGAUGACGAGGAGGCUGCAGGAGAAGGAGCAGACCAUCAAAGCUCAGCGAGUGCAGAUCAAGAGUAUCACCUCCAGUCCACCAACAAAAGUCGUGGAAGAGCCAGAUGUCAGCAGUUCACCAGCAGCAGAACCCAAACCAAAGCGAGUUCUUCUGGAGGAGCCAGUCUCCACUCUAAAGCUGGAUCCUAUACAGGAGUUGUCAGAGGAGGAUAAAGACUCCAGCGUCUCUGAGCGAAGGCCGGCGGACAGAAAGCCCGAGCCGGCAGCGGAGAAGAAACCCAAAGCGGCGGCGAAAGUGGGCGCCAGCGUCAAGAGAGACGUGCGCCCCGAGCUGGAGCGGAGCGUCGCUAAGAAGCUGGAAGCUCUGGGGGUGACAGCUAGCGGCCUGAAGAGCAAAGAGCUGGCGUCCCUCGUGACCAAAGUGCGUUUGAAGCGGGAGACGGCCGCAAAGAGGAUGCCUGAGUACUGGCGCCACCGUGAGGAGAUUGUGGGAAUGGUGGAGAAGAGGCUGGGCGGAGGGAGAGAACCCACUGCAAAGACCAGAUCCAAACAGCCCGUUCAAGUGGUUCAGAUCCGCCCAAGAUCCAGCAGCCUGCCCUCCACAGCCAGACAGUCCACAGUCAGACCGCCCCGGACCCCCCAACCAGCACCCAGAACCAGAACCAGCUCCCAGCCAAAGACGUCCACACCCAACACCAAGACUCCACAGGUCAUCCAGCUCCACCCCUUCAGCUCAGACGAGUCUGAAGAUGAAGACAUGGAGGAGGAUGCCUCCAAACACCAGACAACCAGCAGAUCUCAUCCACCAACCAGAGCGGGCGGAUUCGCUCCAGUCCUGACCCGGCAGGAUGAAGUUGGCCAUUUCUCCAAAUCCAAAGCGCAGCCGGCCCGGACGGCAACCGUUACCAGGACCGCCAACAAAGCCAAAGAGGAAGAGGAGGAGGAAGGGUCAGAGGUCAGCGAGGUGCAGGAGAUUGCUCUGGGACGGCUGCAGGGCUACAGGGACCAGAACGGCAACGUGGACAGGAGAAACCAGAAGGAGAAGCCGAUCAAUGAGAUGGCCAGAAAAAUCGAGAAGAAGUUUGCAGAGAGAGUUGGAAAGAAGCCAGCAGGGGGCGUGAGCGUCCUGCCCGACAGUAAGGAUGAGGUCAAGGAGAUCUUUCUGACCGAUCUGGAGGAGAACAGCGACUGGGAUGUCUCCUCAGAGAACCGACAGGAGGAUUUCAAACCAGCAUCUCUCCACGGAUCCGGACCAGCAAGGAGGAGCCUGGAGUCCUCCAGCACCAGCGUGUGGGGGACCUCCACAGGGAAGAGCCUCAAAUCAGGUCUGACCGGAACGGGAAGCUCCCUGAAGAGCGGCGACUGCUCCUUCAGCGACAUCAGCGACUCGGAGGACUUCAGCAAUAAGCACGGAUGAAUCAGCCUCACCCAACGCCGGGAAACGGGACAGAACUCAAGCAAUAUUCAUCUGUGCAGGACUCAAAACCCGCUUUCAGUAAACACAAAUAUAAAUCUACGUUUAAAUAAAAUUGAUUUGUAGUGCCAAUUUUUCACUUUUUUUAUAGUUUUUCUAAAUUAAUUUAG